Molecule: messenger RNA, 3315 nt
Organism: Drosophila kikkawai
Lineage: Eukaryota; Metazoa; Arthropoda; Insecta; Diptera; Drosophilidae
Product: insulin-like growth factor-binding protein complex acid labile subunit
Cellular component (GO): extracellular matrix
Molecular function (GO): protein binding
Source: RefSeq, a predicted model, not a curated record
GUUUGGUUCAGUUUAUAUAUGGUAUUCGACUUUAGAGUUUGCCCGAAGACUGUCAAUUUUAAAAUACGGGUGCUGUUUAAACUAGGUUUCUUUAAAGAUGAAAAGUUUUAUCAUGAUAUUGCUCACAUUUGCCUAAAGCCACUAUUGAUUGAGCCAAAGGCGAAAGUGGAACAGGACGUCUUCAGUUGCCCAAAGAGCUGCGUGUGUCAAUAUGCCGCCUUCGAAAAAUUGCCUAUUGUUCGUUGGGUUAAACAUUACAAAGCAAUCGGUGGUAAUAAGGACGAUUACUCAAAACUUACAAAACUGGCAACUUGCCUUCUGCAGCCGAAUGGUGAGACGCAGAAACUAUUGGAUUCACUUCCCUCCGAUUUGCAAGCUUUGAUUUUACUGUACACAGGUGGCAAUCAAGAAAAUAAAUUAUCAGUAAAUGCUAGCGACUUUGGCAGACUUCAACAGUUAACAUCUUUGGAGUUUCGAGGACCGGGUGCAACAAUGGUCAUUGAUGAGCCCAUGGAUUUCUUGCAGCAUGCUAAUUUUGAGCAGAUUCAGUUGCACGCCAGCGAUACGCUGCAGCGCCCCAAAUUUGCGAAAUUUCCCAGUGAAGAUUACGACUACAAGCCGCCCAGUGAACUCCUUUCAUACAACAACAAAUAUCCGCUUCAAUUUAUAAAUUCUUCCGCAGAAAUUAUAACUUAUGAGCAGCACAUUCAACGUCUAAAGCGGACGCGAAUGCCUUGUUUCUAUGGAUGGUCACGUUUAGAAGUAUUGCGCAUCCACAAUUGUGAUCUGAAUGAGCUGCAUUGGCAAAUGUUUGACGGGCUGACCCACUUGAGACACUUAAGUCUGGAAGGAAAUAACAUCCGAGAGAUACCGCCAUUUGCGUUUUCUGGGGCUUUCCAACUGAAAAGUAUCUCAUUGGCCCACAAUUCACUGGAACGAUUGCACUAUUUUGGUUUAGCCGGAUUGCUUCAGCUAGAAACACUAAAUCUGUCUGACAACCAGCUGGAUCAAUUGAGUGAACUAAGUUUCCCACCCCUUCCCAAACUACUAAUGGCCGACUUGCAAGGCAAUCCAUUGAAACACAUUUUACCGGCUACAUUUUGGGUGAUGAACGCCACAAGAGAGCUCUAUAUAGGGAGUGAUAAAGAAGCUCUUAAUUUACGGACUUGGAACUUUUAUGGGCAAUUCGAUUCCCUCCAUAAGCUAAGAACGCUUAAACUAGGUAAUGUUACCACGGAAGCAUUGGAGCACGGCGUAUUCAUGGGUCUCCACAACUUGGAAUGUCUUACACUACGCGGCACUAUCAAAAGUCUACAAUUUGACGUGUUUACUGGAUUAAAUAUGCUAAGGGAGCUUGACUUAAGUCACUGCAUGAUUAGGGAACUAUCCAUGGACGCAUUAGUGGGCGUGAAACAGCUGCAGCUUCUCAAUUUAAGCUACAACAAUCUCACAAAUGUUCCGCCAGGUUUGCUGGAUGAUCAGCUUGAGCUGAAAGAGGUUCAACUACAAGGAAACCAACUAACAUUUUUACCUCUUCAAUUUUUUAAUUUGCCACGCGUCAGGGUUGUCCGCCUCGAUCAGAAUCCCUGGCAGUGUACAUGCCAGAUGAGCAGUUGGGUGGCACAUUUAACCAAUGUAAUGCGAGGGUCUAUGAAAGAGAUAUGCGUCAAAGGUAACGAUAAUACCCUAUCAUGUAGAAAUGUGACUACAUAUAAAAUAGACAAAACUCUUGCACCACGAUGCGCUAAUUAUAACGGACGCAGUGUCUACUAUGUCCUUCGAAGGCAGAUAAACUGUGGCGCCAUAAAAAUCAUUCAACCCUCUUAUCAAAGCCCAGGGUUGCCGCACUGGCGAAAAGUACAACUGCAAGGAAUAAAUUUGAGGCCUAUGAACCGAAAUCAACAAAAUAUUUCACAUAAAAAACAAGCAAAUAGUCUAUUGUUCGUCACAGGGCAAGAUAAAGUGCUGUCCAAGUCUCAACCCUCUUCUUUGAAUAUAUUCAAUAAUAUAUAAUAUAUUUACAUAUAUAUUGUGGUAUGAUUAAAACUUAUAUAUGGUCACCCUGUUGGUAAUGUUAGUAUCUUAGAUAUUUAAGUUAUUGUUUAUUUACUUGGACUUAGGAAGCCAUAUUAAGUUGAAACCAAACAAAAAUUCCUAUUAACGAUGUGAGAUAAAAGUGACAAUGCCACCUCCAACUUAAAAAAUUGCGGAUAUUACAUUUUGUGACGAUUAAUAAUAACAUUAAGCAAAUGUACAUUACUUAUUAUAAGUUAUUUAUUCGGCACGCUAAACACAAAAUAAAUUAGAAGUUUUUGCUUUAGACUCACAUGGUACAAUUAAUUUUUUUUUUUUUUUUUUUUUGUAUACAAAUAUUUUAAACGUUUUUGGCACUUUUAAAAUUCGUACUAAUAUUAAUAGUUAAUAUUUAUAUUAAAUUUAUGAAGAUUUUGUAUGUAUCAGGAAGUUUGCCGGUUUUUUCGAUAAAGAAAACACUCAAUUCUCAAGAGAAUGUGAAAAAUUUGUUAUUCAAAGUAUUGACCGUUGGCUUCUACACAUUUCGCCCAUCUUUCAGGCAAAUUAUGGAUACCAUUCCAAAACAACUUUUUUUCUUACGAAAUUGGCAAAGAGCUGCUCUGCCAGUGAGUGUCCCAUCGAUGCAAAAAGGUGAUAGUCGGACAGGGCGAGGUCUGGAGAGUACAGCGGGGGCGAUAAUAUUUCCCAAUCAAGUCCUUUCAAUGUGUCCUUCGUCAGUUUAGCGGUAUGAGACGGCGCGUUGUCAUGUUGCAAGAUAACCAUGCCAUGUUUUCGGGCCCAUUCCGGCCGUUUUUCGAUCAACGAAUUAUUCAAAUUGAUAAUUUGUUGUCGGUAGCGAUCCUUUUUAGCAAUUUUACCAAGGUUUGAAUAACUUGAAUUACACGACACCACAUGGGUCCCGCAAAUUCGAUUUACUUGGAACGAAACUCGACAUACUCACUGAGGAAAAAAAGUAUGAUGUUUUUAUUUUGACGGAAUGCGACUUGUGUAUUUCUUGAGGUUAAUCUCAACAGAAAAAAAUGACAUAUGUAUAUGUCGAAUGAUACAAAUGUAUAUAGUACUGCUAGCGACAUCAACAGUAAAACCGGCAAACUUCAACUAACACCCCUGGUAUAUCAGGGUUAUAAAGUCUUUUGUUAAAGUUAAUUAAGCGGGGUUUUAAAUUAUAAAUUAUUUUAGUUAGUCGUUAAGAAGCUCUUUUCGCGCUAAACUAGAGGGAAAAAUUUGUAAAUUAAGUUGUUUAACUCAUGCUUUUUAAUAGAAUAAAAAAAAGGUCUUUAA